ACCAAAUCAUACAUCUAUUGACAUUGGAUAAGGUUUCCACGUCAUCAUCUCUCUCCCUCAACAUUUUAUAUAUAGUCACCUUAUUCGGCGUUCUUCAAUUUGAUUAUUCUUUCAGACCUUCAAAGCUAUAUACCUGCAUUUUUAUAUUUGGUUUUUUUUCUUUUGAAAUCUCGUUUUAGAAGAUCAAAUUUCUUCAAAGGAAAUAUGUUGGCGAUAUUUAGCAAAGGGUUAGUGAAUCCACCCCAAGAGCUGCAUAGUCCAGCUUCACUCACUUCAUCAAUGAAGCCUAAGCUUCCCUUUGAAAUCCUUAAUGGUUUUGUCUGUUCAAAUCCCACCAACGCUUUUUCAAUGCGGUUCGGAUCUUCAGCUUCUUUGGCUUAUGUUCCACCCCACAAUCCUUCCUCCACUUAUAAAAGGUUGUUUUGUGGAGUGGAUGAAAUGCAUUGCAUAUUCAUGGGUAAUUUGAACAAUCUAUGUAGCCUCUUAAGGCAAUAUGGUCUAUCAAGAGGCACCAAUGAAGCAAUGUUCAUCAUUGAGGCAUAUAGGACCCUUAGGGACCGUGGUCCAUACCCACCACAUCAAGUUCUCAACCACAUUGAAGGUAGCUAUGGGUUCGUCAUCUACGAUGCCAAAGCUCGAACAGUGUUUGCUGCAGUGAGUGCAGAUGGAGGGGUUGAACUCUUUUGGGGAGUUGCAGCUGAUGGAUCUGUGGUUGUUUCAGAUGAUUUAAAGGUUAUAAAAGAAAGCUGUGCCAAAUCGUUUGCACCAUUUCCUGCUGGAUGUAUGUUCUAUAGUGAGCAAGGAUUGAUGAGUUUUGAGCAUCCAAAGAGCCAAAUGAAGGCAAUGCCUAGAAUCGAUAGUGAAGGGGUGAUGUGUGGAGCUAACUUCAUGGCCGAUGUUCAGUCGAGAAUAAGCGGAAGUAGUGGUGGUGGCAGCGGCCGCGGCAUGCCACGAGUCGGCAGUGAAGCUAAUUGGGCGCUGCGAGGCUCGAAAGCUUGAUUGAUAAGAUAUAUACUAAAAAGAUUGGGAUACGAUAUGCACCCCCACAGAAUUUAUUCCUUACGAUUUUUAAUGAUUGUUGUGUUUUCCUUUGGCUUUAUUACUCUUGUUUAUAAAUUUUAUCACUUUAAAAAUUAGAAAGGGAUGUUCGAUAAAUAAAAAGGUUAAAUGACUUUUUUCACCCUCGAACUAUAUAAAAAUUUCAUUUUAGCCCUUAAA
Molecule: messenger RNA, 1218 nt
Organism: Gossypium arboreum
Lineage: Eukaryota; Viridiplantae; Streptophyta; Magnoliopsida; Malvales; Malvaceae
Product: stem-specific protein TSJT1-like
Exons: 4
Coding region: 205-999 (264 amino acids)
Source: RefSeq, a predicted model, not a curated record